AUUUUACAAUGUUUUAUAUAAUCGGACAUCAAAAUUCUUGUGAUAAAAUUAAUAUUAAUGAAAUAUGAAACAAAAGACAUGUUUUAUUGCAAGACAGUUGUUGAGACAAGGCAUUAAAACGACCAUAACAUACGAUCCAACAAAGAGAUUUCAGAUUUAUUUCGAAAGACAAAAUAGUGGCCUGUCUCAACAGCUUCCUGUUUCUGCAACACUUCUGCAGUCCGAUAAACAAGCAACAGUCGUUCUUCUCGGCACUGUGCACUUUAGUAAACAAUCGGUGGAGGAUGUGACUAAGAUAGUAAAGGUGCUCAACCCAAAUGCGAUAUUAGUAGAACUAUGUCGACAAAGAGUGUCACUUUUGGAAUUAGAUGACAAGAAGUUUUUGGAAGAUGCUAAAAAUUUCGACUCAAGAAAGUUAAAAGAGGCAGUGAAAGGUCAAAGCUUCGUGUCUGGCAUGUUACAUGCUAUGUUAUUAAAAACAUAUGCUGAUAUUGCCAAAGAAAGUCGCUGGAGAGAGUUUCGAAGAGCGUACCAUAAGGUAAUAGAGUAA
Molecule: messenger RNA, 550 nt
Organism: Manduca sexta (tobacco hornworm)
Lineage: Eukaryota; Metazoa; Arthropoda; Insecta; Lepidoptera; Sphingidae
Product: traB domain-containing protein-like
Exons: 4
Coding region: 65-550 (161 amino acids)
Source: RefSeq, a predicted model, not a curated record